UCUUUAAAUUAUAUUGCUGAAAAGCAUGACACCAGAAAUUUGAUCCAACUUUUGCCUACAAGUAUUAAUAACUCAACAACUGAGCACAUCAGGAGAAGAAGAGGGAGAGAGAGGAUGUCGGACUUGGAGUUUUCUCUCCUUGUUCUUCCCUCCAUCUUGGCUUCACUUCUCUUUUUUCAUCUCCUUCUAAGAAGAAACCAAAAAUCCUAUCAUCUUCCACCUGGCAACAUGGGCUGGCCUUUACUCGGUGAAAACAUUGGCUACUUGAAGCCAUAUAAAGCUACCACAAUAGGAAAAUUCAUGGAGGAACACAUAUCAAAGUAUGGGAAAAUAUACAAGUCCAACUUAUUUGGUGAACCAACAAUAGUUUCAGCUGAUGCUGGACUAAAUAGGUUCAUUUUACAGAAUGAAGGAAGAUUGUUUGAGUGCAGCUAUCCUAGAAGUAUUGGGGGAAUUCUUGGAAAGUGGUCGAUGUUGGUUUUAGUUGGAGAUAUGCAUAGAAACAUGAGGAUCAUAUCUUUGAACUUCUUGAGCAAUGCUAGACUUAGAACUCAUUUGUUACAAGAGGUUGAAAAGCAUACCUUGCUAGUGUUAGGAUCUUGGAAGCAGAAUUCUGUUAUUUGUGCUCAAGAUGAAGCAAAAAAAUUCACGUUCAACUUGAUGGCUAAGCAUAUCAUGAGUUUGGAUCCUGGAAAGCCAGAGACUGAACAGCUGAAGAAAGAGUACAUAACAUUUAUGAAAGGAGUGGUAUCAGCUCCUCUGAAUUUUCCAGGAACUGCAUAUAGAAAAGCCUUGCAGUCUCGAUCGACUAUCCUUCAAUUCAUUGAGAUAAGAAUGGAGGAGAGGAUCAAGAACGAGUGCAAAGCGGAAGAUGAUCUACUUGGAUGGGUGCUGAAGAACUCUAGUCUCUCUAAAGAGCAAAUUCUUGAUUUGGUGCUAAGCUUACUCUUUGCUGGACACGAGACUUCAUCUGUUUCCAUAGCAUUAGCCAUUUACUUCUUGCAGAGUUGUCCUAAAGCAGUUCAAGAAUUAAGAGAAGAACAUGAAGAAAUUGCUAAAGCCAAGAAGCAAUCGCAACAGAUGGAAUUGAACUGGGAUGACUACAAAAAGAUGGAAUUUACCCAAUGCGUUGUCAGCGAGACUCUAAGACUAGGCAAUGUAGUGAGGUUUCUGCACAGAAAAGCCCUCAGAGAUGUACGGUAUGGAGGAUAUGACAUUCCAUGUGGGUGGAAAGUGCUACCGGUAAUUGCAGCCGUGCAUUUAGAUCCUUCACUUUUUGACCAACCUCAGCAUUUCAAUCCGUGGAGAUGGCAGGAUAGUCGGGGAUCAUAUGCCCAUGGCUCAAGCACGGCGACAAGCAACAAUGACUUCAUGCCAUUUGGGGGAGGACCACGACUUUGCGCUGGAUCUGAAUUAGCCAAACUGGAGAUGGCAGUUUUCUUGCAUCAUUUGGUCCUCAACUACCAUUGGGAAUUAGCUGAUGCGGAUCAGGCUUUUGCUUUCCCUUUUGUCGACUUCCCGAAAGGCCUACCCAUAAGAGUACAACACAAACCCUUCUGCGUGGAAACCACUCCUACUUCUCCUCCUACAUUUCCCUGGAAAAAUAUUUGAUCAUCUCCAAAUUAAAGGGACCUCAGGUUCUCACGAGUCAUAUCUAUAGAGGCAACAAAAGGAGUAUAUUUUUGGAGGCUAGAAGAUAAUAAAGGUUGAUGGAUGGAGUCUCUUGGCAUUUUCCAACGGCAAAAAUGUAAUGUGUCUUUGGAUUUUUAUUUCAAGGUCGGGUGCAUGAGAACAUCCAAUCCAAGGGACGACGAUGUAGACAAAUCCCAGUAUAAAGAUUUUCGUCUUUCAUAUAGUUUAUACAGGACCACCCCCCAUCUCUGUAAAUUGCUGUCCUUUUUCUCAUCCUUCGUUCCAUAUUUUUUCCAAGUAGUAAGUUUUCAUUAUGUAUGUUCAGACAGUAGUAAUUAAUUCUUUCUUCUUCUUUUUUUUUUU
Molecule: messenger RNA, 1995 nt
Organism: Coffea eugenioides
Lineage: Eukaryota; Viridiplantae; Streptophyta; Magnoliopsida; Gentianales; Rubiaceae
Product: cytochrome P450 90B1
Exons: 8
Coding region: 115-1611 (498 amino acids)
Biological process (GO): sterol metabolic process
Molecular function (GO): oxidoreductase activity, acting on paired donors, with incorporation or reduction of molecular oxygen; monooxygenase activity; iron ion binding
Source: RefSeq, a predicted model, not a curated record